GUCGGCAUUCUGUGAUGAUGUUACUAACUCGCAGAUGUAACAAACGGUAUCAACCUUAAAAUCUAGUAUGACGUUUAUUAUACAAGCAGCUGCUUGGGUUCCAUCAAAAUACGGUACUGUUAGUGAUCGGCUAGACCGAGAGAUCUAAACCAGUCAACGGAUACACUGCGCUGUGCGACCGUAACCGAAAGAGCGUGCCACGAUUUUUUCCGCGCCGAAGUCCACCGAGUCCCGAGAGAGAACACGAUGACGGACCUAACAGAGCUACGAAUGAACGUGGCCGCUCUGAAGCGGGUGGACCCUUAUGUGAAGGAUAUCCUAGGGACCGCGACUCACGUAGCACUUUAUACGUUCAACGCGGUCAAUAAUGAAUGGGAGAAAACCGACAUCGAGGGUGCUUUAUUCGUCUACUCGCGAAAUGGCGAGCCGUACAACAGUGUACUAAUCAUGAAUAGAUUAAAUACCAAUAACCUAGUGGAGCCAGUCACGCAAGGCUUAGACCUGCAACUGCAGGAGCCCUUCUUGUUGUACAAGAAUGCUAGAUGCAACAUAUACGGUAUCUGGUUCUACGACAAAGAGGAGUGCGUACGCAUCGGUGCAAUGUUGAACAAGCUUGUGAAAGAAUCAGAAUAUAACCGCAAGACCAGCAGCAAAGCAUCUGCUAACAUAAAAAAGAGUACUGGACCUAAUGUAAACAAUGUCGACAUAUUUACCAUGCUCAGCAAAGCUCAGAAAGAUUUUAAUACUAAUAGAAAUAGCAGUGGCGGUGGGGAAAGCACGAUCGAAGAUCUUGGCUCCAAGUCCCCGAUAGACACCCCCACCGUAGAGGGCACUUCCGGGCCUCUGACUGCUCCAUUAGGUCCAGAUGUUACUUCCCAAAGUGUGAUGGACUUCUUUGCCAAGGCAAAAGUUAGUACUCCCAUCAAACAUAACCAGGUGAACACAGGGGUGUUGGUCGGGGAACAACCGACACCCGGGGGCGCGGCUGCUAGCGAAAGCAAGCCGCUGCUGGCUCGGUUGAUGUCUCAUCCAGCGGCUCACACGGUGGAACACAUCGAGAAGCAGCACAGAUCGAUCACUCCGCAACCAACUACUAACACUUCUCAGCAAUCGCAGGCUGCGCCUUGUCAGACGGGCGUAGUCUCUUCGACCCGAUCGAAACGGCGAAACAAAACGUCCUCGCAGCAGGAUUCAAUGAUAUCGACACCGAUAUCCACGAGCCACAACGUGACGCCAUCUGCCAAUCAAAACGCGACCGACACGAACGGCACUGCUGGUUUCCUUAGGAUACAGUCGCCUACGAACACGUCCUUGAACUCCACGAGCAACCACCAGGCCUCAGACAUUGUCGUUGGCUCUAACAAUUCGAAUCCGCUCGCGUCUCUGUUCGCUCAUGCAUCCGCAACAACGGCUUCGGAAGAGACUGUUCCGUCAACCACGUUGUCGGGAAGAGGAUCAGCUCCGGCAUUAAUACCUCCAGUUAUGUUCGCCGCACCUAGCCCCCCCGAACCACCGGUCAGGCCUUUAGAGCCACUGACGAGGAACCAGCUUCUGCAGGCCUUCAAUUAUCUGUUGAGGAGCGACCCGGAUUUCAUCAACAAGCUCCACGAGGCUUACGUGAAAUCGUUCGGUGAAAUUCUGUCCUAAAGCCGUGAACUGUUAACGUGACGUAACUGGAGAACCCGUUAUGCGGGUUAUGACGGUCGACCGUGCGGCAACGAGGGAACACGGCCGAGUAAAACCCUGGCGUCGUGUCCCCGUUGUGUGCCGGCAGCUUUAGCAUAUAAUUCGGGCUGCGAGGAAACAUGAGAGAGUCUCUCAACCGAACACACCGACUGGCAACGCCCAAUUUCUGCUUGGAGGGAGGGCGAAGGAUAUAGAUUAUAAAUGGAGAUACAUACCUUAAACAGUAUUUUUAUAAAGUAAUACAUUUUUCUCCCAAGGAAAGUGAUCGAGUAGCUGGUGGGAACGCGUUAACAAGGUAUGGAGUAAGAGAGCGAGAGAGAGAGAGACGACGGCGUAACAAGCGAAUACACAUACACACAGAAAAAAGAGAGACAGAGAGAGAGAGAAAGAGAGAGAGAGAGAGAGAGAGCGACAUGAAACACUUCACAACACUUUCUCACACAUACACAACACGUGAACAGUACGGAUAAACGAAAUACGGAAAAAAACGAAAUUGUCAGAGGAGACAUACGGCGAGGAGGAACGUGAAAAUUGUACGAUUUUAAACUGUGAUGCCAAAACAUUUAUAUUAUACUAGCGUUUUAUGGUUACUACUAUUUCGGAGACAGAGCGAAAGAGACAAAUUUUUCUGAGCCGAUCAAAUGGAAUACCUAUUUUACAGAGUAAUGACAUACCCCCUCCUAUAUAUCGGGUAUUCGAUAUGGUAUGUGUAUGUAAUUAAUAAAGUAAAAAAAGGAGCAAAUAAAUAGAGACCGAUUACUGAAAAAA
Messenger RNA from Megalopta genalis, 2454 nucleotides. It is a transcript of the gene DCP1, whose product is annotated as decapping mRNA 1. Gene Ontology annotation, molecular function: enzyme activator activity; mRNA binding. NCBI's taxonomy places the organism in Eukaryota, Metazoa, Arthropoda, Insecta, Hymenoptera, Halictidae. The record is from RefSeq and is a predicted model, not a curated record. Gene Ontology annotation, cellular component: P-body. Gene Ontology annotation, biological process: deadenylation-dependent decapping of nuclear-transcribed mRNA; positive regulation of catalytic activity; deadenylation-independent decapping of nuclear-transcribed mRNA.